Messenger RNA from Debaryomyces hansenii CBS767, 2514 nucleotides. RefSeq names its product serine/threonine protein kinase regulatory subunit. Gene Ontology annotation, cellular component: cytosol; Atg1/ULK1 kinase complex; extrinsic component of membrane. Gene Ontology annotation, biological process: autophagosome assembly; protein localization to phagophore assembly site; mitophagy. Bases 1 to 2514 code for a protein of 837 amino acids. The record is from RefSeq and is a predicted model, not a curated record. The transcript has a single exon. NCBI's taxonomy places the organism in Eukaryota, Fungi, Ascomycota, Pichiomycetes, Serinales, Debaryomycetaceae.
AUGGUUUCACCCGGGCAGAAUGACUUAUCUUCUGAUAAGAGUCAGAUCGAUCCUUUUGUUAAAAAGCAGAAUGCCAAGUUAACACAGGUAAUUCAGAACUUUUUCAGUAAGUCUGUUCAGAUAGUUCUACAAUCAAGGAUCCAGUCAGAAAGUCAUAAUAAAGAGGAACAGCUCAAGGUAGGAGGUGAUGUUGGAGGUCAUAAUGUAAGCUCAAAAAUCAACAAAUGGUUUAAUUUGCAUAUGUAUAAUGAUAACUUACCCAAAGAAGAGCUUAAGUUAUGGAAGAAUAUAAAUGACGUGUCCCAGAUGCCUCCGAUGAUUAUCGAGGUAUACUUGGAUUUAAGACAAUUGACGGCGAUACAAACUGUGAUAUUACGGGAUGAUAAUGGUAACCCAUGGACAGUGGCGAAGGGAGGUUCAAAAAAGCAUGAAGUUGUACUAGAGAGAUGGCUUAUUGAGUUUGAUGCGAAUACUGUUUCUGGAACUAUAGUAGAUGAAUUGCCAUUGAUAUACAAACAGGCAAUCAUUUUGUUUCGAAGUCUAUAUGGGUACACAAGGCUUAUGCCGACUUUCAAAUUGAAAAAGAACUUAAAUAAGUCGAAUCUAAAUAUAGGGUGUAAGAUUCUUGAUGGUAAACAACCUAUUAGCUCAAAAGGUAGGAUCGGUCUUUCGAAAUCAAUUAUCCCACAUCAAAUGUUAACUACUGAAUCACAUAUGAGCCAUAAACAUUUCUUGCCUAUACAGACCACUUUAGGUACGCUUAAGAUUUCAAUCGCUUAUAGGAACCAUCAUGAAUUUUCUAUUCAUGAUAAUGAAGAAUUAUUAUCCACUCACUUCGUUAAUAUUGAUGAUAAUGACAAAGAUUCUGAAAUCACUCCAGUUGAAAUUGAGUUUAAGGAAGAAUUAAAAAUUGACAGAGAUUCGACUACCAAUGAAAAAGUGAAUGAACCUGAAGAUGAUGAGCUGCAUCAUGCAGACGUUGAAAGUAGCCAAGAACAUUUACAAUCGGAAGAGCCAGAUGAAUCGUUCGAACAAGAUGCUAAACAUAUAAGUGGCUCGCGUAAGAAAUUCUCUAUAUCAAAUAAUGCUUCUAUGUCACUUUCACCAUGUUCAUCAGGUCCCCAAACAGUGACGGAAGAUUCUCCAUCGCAUAAUAAGCCAUCGGCAAAUACAACACCGAUUGUAUCACAGCGUCCAACUAUAAAUCCAUUCAAGGUUGGGUCUAUCAGUACAUCUCCACCAGCAACGACGAAUUUUGGAGGAUCUUCCUUAGAGAGAAAGGUGUCAAUUACGAGCAACAAGUCUGCGUCUAAUGCUUCAUUGGCAGCUAUGUUGAGAAAUCCUAGGAGUAGCACUUCCUCAACCAACACUACUGCAAAUAUCCCUAUUGCGAAUAAUAAUUCUAAUAAUCAAUACAAUUCAACAUUCCCUCGUUCGGUUUCCUCAUCUCAUGGGUCUAAUUUGGCCCAUGAUAAUGAUAACUUACUUGGGUUUUCUAAUCCAGACAAUACUUCCAACACUCCAAGAUUCUCAUCAUCCUUUGGAUCCCGAGCUAGCAGGAGAUUUUCAAAUACAAGUGGUCGUCAAAGCAGUUUGCCAUCUGGUAACAUGAAUGACACGUCGCUUUUAGCUACAAGUGCAGGACUGGCUUCAUCGGAUGCCCCAAUGAGUGGACUCUACAUAGAUGAUGACAUAGGUGAUUUCGUCCGGAUGAUCGACAGCAAAUCUGACCUCAGGUUUUCAGGCUACAAUUCAAAUAAUGAUUCUAAGAUUUCGUAUAACCAGGGUUCAAACAGUCAGAUAGAUGCUUUGAAUAAAUUCCAAAUGCUAAAGAACCAGCAUCAGCAAUUAAGUGACAGUGUGAGUGCCAGUCUAAUCUUACACCAUAACCAACUUAGCGGAAGCAGGCCAUCAAGUAGGAAAUCGUCGCAUUCUAUACACUCUCCUCCCCCUUCGUUACCUUCAGGUUCCUACGAUAAUUCACACUUGCCCUCAAUUAAUUCCAAAUUGAGAGAAAAUAGUAGCACCAGUGGAAAUGAUGAUAAUCUUGCUAGAGAUUCUGGUACUCCAUCUUCGCGAAAGAAUAGCUUUGAUUAUUCGACUAACAGCAACACUACAUUCUUGAAAUCCCCAAUUACGAAUAAGUUAGUAUCAUCCCCGGUAACCUCGACUACACCCAUUCAUUCGUGUUUACAUAAGACAAAUAACGAAUCGGGUGUAAUUUCCGGUUUGGCUACUACCCCUUCCAUCUAUAAUGAUCGCCGUCAAAUUCAUUACGAAAGUGUGUUCGAUGAUGAUGAUGAUGACUAUGCAAACAAUACAGCGGAUAAUCGUGAUCAAGACGAUAGUCUAAAAUUGUACCUUACCAACAAGCUUGCUAAUGCGCCUAAAUCUAACACCAAUUCAAGAAGUCUUAAAUCUUCUACCAACCCCCCAAAUAUUGGUGAAGAUGAUGAUGAUGAUGAUGAUGAUUUAUUAUUUACCAUGAGUGACAUGAAUCUUGCUAAACACUGA